UAGAUGCCAUAGUUCUGCUUUCCCCUCUCCUCCACGAAGUUCCUCCUUUGACAGUUAAGUUCACAUUAAACUAUUUGGAUUCGCACGACCACCGUAUUUGAAACGUAUCGGUCUAUCUUCCAUGGCAGACAAAGCAUUCGUGUAUCACCGACUCAGACUCACACUUCUUUUCACAGCAGUUUUCCGUGUGGAUUCAUGUGGCCUGGUUCCCAAAGAGACCAGCUCAGAACUAUGGCCCAAGGAGGACUCCACCUUCCAUAUCCCCUGUGACGUCAACGUGGUUCAGUGUGGGAACAAAAAGAACACAGAAUUCACCUGGCACGUACUCCGAAAAUCCUCUUCAGAACUUCUGAACACAGGCUCCUCACCUAAGUACGCCGUCUUAGAAAAGGGAGCUCUUACAGUGAGGUCUUUCAACGCCAAUGACAGUGGGGUCUACUUCUGUGGCGUGAGCCUCGGGGACCAAGGGAAAAAAGGACAACAGAUGAUUGGACAUGGGACACGGGUGACAAUCGCAGUGCUAAGCCAUCAGAUCCAGCAAGCGUUUCUAUGGCUGUUCUUUGCCAUCCUGGCCCUCUACAGUCUUAUUGUCCUGAUUCUCCUCAUCAUGAAGAUGAUGGGACGUGAUAUUUCAAUUGGAGGAAAAUCUGGAAAUGGCAGCAGCUCAGGGAACAGCUCUACCAGAAGAAGGCACUUCCGGGCUGUGGUGCAAGAGCUCUACAGUAAGAGGAACCCCCGCAACUCUGCAACAUCCCCAGCCCACAGACCUGCGCUAGACUGCCAGUUCGAAAACCCACACACCACGGCACAAGAUGACGACAUCUAUCAGAAUAUGUGACUUCACUUGAGUGUGUGAACAAUGGGUGCUGUGAGAGUCAGUUGAGUGUCAGUUGAGUCACGUUUGUUGGCAAAGGAAACAUGCUCCAGUGAAAACAUAUUCCAGUGAAAAUUCAACAAGGCAAGCAUUCAUACAGUAAACUUGUGAGCUCCCACUGACCUUCUGUGUGUGUGUGUGUGUGUGUGCGUGUGCGCAUGUGUGUGUGUGUGUGUGUGUUUGGAUUAAUGUAAUGUCGGUAUUAUAAUUUUAAAACAAUAAAGUUUUUUUUAUG
Engraulis encrasicolus (European anchovy) is the source of this 1109-nucleotide messenger RNA. RefSeq lists its product as uncharacterized. The record is from RefSeq and is a predicted model, not a curated record. Lineage: Eukaryota; Metazoa; Chordata; Actinopteri; Clupeiformes; Engraulidae. Bases 122 to 838 code for a protein of 238 amino acids. The transcript is spliced from 6 exons.